Messenger RNA from Parnassius apollo (apollo), 708 nucleotides. The record is from the annotation of a GenBank genome assembly. Lineage: Eukaryota; Metazoa; Arthropoda; Insecta; Lepidoptera; Papilionidae.
AUGGUAAAUUCAGCUAGUAAAGAAAGUAUCAAGCUAAUAAAUAAAGAGUUGUAUACAAUUCUCCCACAUGACUUUGAAAGCAUUGUUCAUUAUAACGUUCAAGAAUCAAGUGAUGUGGUGUUUGACAAAAAUAUGAUGAUAUCGGAAUUUGAAAGAAGCAAUAUUUAUUAUGAUGAUAUAGAACUUUCGUCGUUAAAUAUUAGUGAUGAAACGAUUAUUGAUUCAAAUAAAUGUGAUGAUGUAAUUAUAACAACAGAAGACGAACACAUCAUACCACUUAACAAGAGCAAUGAUGUGAUUAUUAUAUCUUUAAACGAAAAAAAUGAAGACAUGACGCAAAGUAUUGAGAAUAGUGAAGUGAUGAAUAAUUCUUCUAAUAAAGAGAAUACAACAAAAAUAUAUGGUUCAAAGAAACGCAAACUUUCUUCUUUGCACCCAUGUGAUGCCAGUAAAUCCAAAAUAAAAAUAGAAGCUAAUGAACAAAAACAUAAUAGAAAAUAUCAGCAAUCACAGCCAAAAUCCAUAAGAUGUGCUAUCACUCGUACUUUGAAAUGCCAUGAAUGUAAAGCUCAGAUUCCGUUUACUAACAGUAUGAGAAAAUGCAUAGCCUGUAAAAUGUUGUCUUGUACCACAUGCGCUGGCAGAGAAAUAAUUGGUUUUGAUGACUGUAUCUGCGAUACUUGUUUUGGAAAGGAUGAUUUAAAUUAA